GAGAAAUUAUUCAAACUCUGACAUAACUUGUUGCAUAAGAAAAAUUACAUUUGAACUCAACGUCAUCGUUUCAUCACAUUUCCGUUUUGUGGUGGCAACGAACAUGGAUUCGGAUCGAUUCACCACUUGCCCCUUCUGCGAUUCAUGUCUACCCUUAUCUCAACUCACUGGCAGGCACGCCAAUUUUCAUUUUUGGGAACUCCAGCAUGAUUUUGACUUGCCCGCAAUAAUUCAACGCUCUCCCAAUGCCAAUUCACCCCCUCAAUCUCUUCCGAGAGAGAAAGCAACCACUGUUUCACUGUCUGGAGCAAAGUAUUCGUGUGGUGGUGAGACUAGUAGCGAUAACGGGGAGUGCAAAGUGAAUGACAAAAUCUCGUGCUUGAUUGUUUCUCAGACAAGGAGUGAAUUUCACAAAGUUGAAGCGGGUUUGAUGACAUUGUUGAAAAAUUGUUUAGAGUCUGAAAUUGGAAAUUCAAUUAGCAUUUUGUCGGGUUAUGUUGAUCAUUUCCAGUGCCUUGAAUCUGAGGAUGCCGGAUGGGGUUGUGGGUGGCGUAACAUUCAAAUGCUUAGUUCUCACUUGCUAGUGCAAAGACCUGAAGCAAGGAAAGCCUUGUUUGGUGGUUCGGGAUUUGUUCCUGAUAUCUUGUCGCUGCAAAGGUGGCUCGAGAUUGCUUGGGAGAAGGGUUUUGAUCCGCUUGGAUCAGCUCAGUUCAAUCAUGUUAUUUUUGGUUCUAAAAAAUGGAUAGGAACUACUGAGUGUGCAGCUCUAUUGCGUUCCUUUGGUCUUAGGGCAAGAGUAGUGGAUUUUGGUCCUAAGGGAUCUCAAUCCAUUCCAGGUUCUAGCGCUGACAAUGCCAGGAAUGAAACAAGUGUUCAUUUGGUAAAAAAGAAAGAUAGAGAGGGCAGGGGUUAUCAAGUUCUCAUGGAUUUUGUGUGGAAUUACUUUUUGGAUGAAAUCUCAAUCCAAUUUGGCCAGAAACAUGUUGUGAUCAGUGAGAAAACGCCUUUAUACUUUCAACAUGACGGUCACUCAAGAACAAUCGUUGGAAUUCAAGUCAACCAUCAACAAAAAAGACAUCUGCAAUAUAAUCUCCUAAUUUUGGACCCUGCUCAGAGUACAGCCGCUCUUGAAAGAUCCCUCAGGCAGAAAGUUAGGUGGGAGGAACUCAUAAAAAGGGGAAUGCAUACACUGAAGAAGUCACAGUACCAGUUGUGUUAUGUUGAUCCUGGAAUUGCUAGUGAGGGGGAGGUAGAAAAACUGAAAACAAUUGAUAGCAUCUUCCUUGAAUUUUAAACAAGCAUACAAAGCACUUUCUACAUCCAGGUCGUGUCUUCCAGUUCAGGUCAUUAGACUAUUUUUCUUGGCACUUAUUCUGACUAUAAUUUUAUUGCACUGGUGAAGAAAUUCAAGAAAACCUUGGUUUUAUGAAUUGAUACAACAGGCUCUUUUCAUAGUUACAGGUUAAGGAUCUGUAUAAAACUGUCAAGUAUAAACCUAUGAAGUUUCUUCGAAGCUCUGUAACCUGAACAUCCUUGAAUAAAGUCCUGACUCUGCUGCUAUUAGGGUCGAGUGGGAACCCAUCUGUACAACUUUACCUUUGUCCAUGACAAUUAUAGUAUCUGAGUUUAUCACUGUGGAAAGCCUAUGAGCUACUGUUAUCUGGGUGGUUCUUGAACACAAGCCACUGUCUUCCUUCAGAUGUAUUGCAUUUAAGGCAUUUACUAUAAUUCCUUCAGACUCAGCAUCAAGAGCACUUGUUGCUUCGUCGAGGAGUAAAAUUGCAGGCUUCUUUAGUAUUGUUCUGGCAAUGGCUAUUCUUUGCUUUUGACCUCCGGAAAGCUGGCAGCCUCUCUCUCCAACAACAGUGCUAUAUCCAUUUGGUAGAUUACUUACAAAUUCAUGUAUGUUUGCUUCUUUAGCAGCCUCCACUAUUUCACUUUCAGCAGCCCCAUUAUUGCCAUAGCAAAUGUUGUCUCUAAUUGAGCAAUUAAAAAGCAGUGGUUCUUGUUGUACUAGUCCUAUUUGUGUCCUUAACCAUCUUAGAUUAUAUUUCCGUAUGUCUUUUCCAUCAAUUAAGACCUUUCCUCCCUGUGGAUCAUAAAAUCGUAGUAAAAGUGCCAAAACAGAGGAUUUUCCAGCUCCACUUGGUCCUACAAAAGCCACCUUCAAUCCAGCUUCAAUUUGUAAACUGAAAUUAUCAAGAACGGUGACUUCGGGUCUUGUAGGGUAGUUAAAUUUUACAUUUUCAAAUUCUACAUUUCCUUGGAUCCUCUCCGGUUGUGAAUCAUCUGGUGUAUCUGGUUCAAUUUCAGUUUUACGAUCGAGGGUUUUGAAUGCUGGGGUCAGUAUAUUGAUAGCCGAGAUGACAGUUGGGAUCAGCGUGUAUAAUUCUGUGAUAGAAGGAACUGUGAGAGAAAAAAUUUGGUAUGACCUUAUUCCAUUUUCAAAGCUGGCUUGACGUCUGUCAACCAGAAUUGUUGUGUACCACAGAGCAACAGCAUGCGCAAUGUUCCAUAAGCAAAGGGAGAAGCCUUGAAUGAUCCCAUAUUUUAUACUUUCUUUCCUAUACUUCUUCUUUGGAAUUUCUAGGGAUGUUUUGGCUUUCCUCAUUACUUGUUCUUCAUGACAAAAUGAGGCAAUAGUCCUUAUGUUGGUUGUAGACUCGGAUGCAAGAGCAACAAGCUCAGAAUGUGCAGCAGAGUAGUCACCAGAAAAUCCUUUGGCAGACUUGGCUUGAAUAAGACCACCUAUGAAGUGGCAGGGCAUCACAGACCAAGCUACCAAACUCAUUCUCCAGUUGACGGCCAUGCUGACAACUGUUGCUAUCAGUAUGGAAGAAACACAUUGCAGGAUUACAGACAUUCGAUCAGCAAUGAUUACUUUGACCAUGGCAGUGUCACUGAUAACGCGUGAAGUCAAUGAACCAACAGUAUUAUCUGAUUUGUCAAACCAACCUACUUCAUUACGUAGCAGACCUGUAAUAGUUAAAAGAAUUAUUGCCUAUGUUUGUCAAAUCAUUCUGGAAUUUUAUGUAUGUAAUGUAUCGUUUAGGCUUUUGAGCCCAUGCCUCAGUUUUUUUUUUUUUUUUUCCAGGAAAGAGAAAUAAGGUUCAUUUAUGGAAAUUCUAAUUGGGGAUAUCUGAUACCUGAAUACAGAGCACGUCUGAGAUUUGCCAUGGCUUUUUCUCCAACCAUUCCAAAGAAGUAAUGCUGGACGGUGUGGCUGAAUAAUGAAAGCAUCCCUACUGCAGUGAAGAUGGCUGAAUAAAGUCCAACUUUCGUUUUUGCAUCUUCUUUAAAGUAUGCUACUCCUAUGGUGAUGAUGAAGAACCCAAAAAAUGGCUUUGAGAUACCAGAGAAAGCUGCUGCAAUUGAGCCAAUAGAAAUCUUCACUAGUUCCCUCUUCCUAAAACCAAACCAAAUUCUGAAAAAUAUAUUUCUUUUUCUGCUGCUCAUUUUGUUGUGUUCCUUUAGCACAGGUUGCUCAGUAAUAUUCUUUCGGGCCUCUCCCUGCACCUCUAGUGGUGGUCUAGUUUCAGUAGGAAAAUCUUCUUGGCGGGCACUUUUAGUCUUCGAAAUCGUAGCUCUAUCCAUUUAAUAUUUAAAGCUGGAUUAGAUUGCUUCUUUCUUUCUCUAUGGUUCGCAGUAUAUGUAAAAAAUGUACAUUAUAUUGUCAAUUACCUGGGUUCAGGAACUGAUUCGAGGUUCUGCAUGCUAAAUAAUGUACUAUAGAAUCUGCUUGUGUCUAACAGACUCUGGUGUGUUCCUGUCUCCGCAACUUGCCCAUUCUCGACUACAGCAAUGAUAUCUGCAUUUACAACUGUUGAGAGCCUGUGUGCAAUCAAGAUGACAGUCCUUCCCUGCGUAGCUGUCUCAAGUGCUUCUUGAACCAGCUUUUCAGACUCUGAAUCGAGGGCGCUAGUGGCUUCAUCAAGCAAAAGGAUAGGAGGAUUUUUCAGAAUGGCUCUGGCGAUUGCAAUUCUCUGUUUUUGGCCUCCUGAUAAUUGGACGCCCCUUUCUCCAACCUGACAAUCACCAUAGCUGACAUAUGAGCCCAUAAAUGUUAUGAGGGGAAGAAAUAUUUGUUGCCAGAAGACAUGUUUUAAAUUGCAUCAACUUAUCCCCAUCUACAACAGGCCAUGUUGGUCGACUCCCUUUUGUUUUGUGGCUUGGAGAGACCAUGCCACUUAUUUUAUGGUGAGUUAGGUUAGAAGAUCAUCUCAUGUUAGUAAAUUUUCCCCAAGUAAAAUUAUUGUUUAGAAGCAUCCACAAUUUUAUAACAACGAUUAAAAUUGAAGAUAUAGUCUCAUUUGGCAGGCACCACAAUUGAAGGAAUUUCGAUCCAAAUCAUUCAGCUUUGGUUU
This is a messenger RNA of Vigna unguiculata (cowpea), 4364 nucleotides long. Its product is annotated as ubiquitin carboxyl-terminal hydrolase mug105-like. NCBI's taxonomy places the organism in Eukaryota, Viridiplantae, Streptophyta, Magnoliopsida, Fabales, Fabaceae. Gene Ontology annotation, molecular function: ubiquitin-like protein peptidase activity. The record is from RefSeq and is a predicted model, not a curated record.